CACCUCUUCAUCCUUCGUUCCCUCUCUCGCUCUCUGUCUCCGUCGUGGUUGGUUGAUCGUUAGUCGUGGCGGUGGAGGGAUGGCAGAGGCCGGAGCGAGGAGCAUAUGCGGCGUGCCGGAGAGGGUGCAGCUGCAUGUGGCCAUGCUGGCCCUGCAGUUCGGGUACGCCGGCUUCCAUGUCGUCUCCCGGGCGGCCCUCAAUAUGGGGAUCAGUAAAGUGGUGUUUCCCGUGUACCGGAACAUCAUCGCCUUGAUCCUGCUCGUUCCCUUCGCCUACUUCCUCGAGAAGAAGGACAGGCCGGCGAUGACGCUCUCUUUCCUCAUCCAAUUCUUCUUCCUCGCUUUGUGCGGUAUAACUGCAAACCAGGGAUUCUAUCUGCUUGGGCUCGACAACACCUCUCCCACCUUCGCCUCCGCCAUCCAAAACUCUGUCCCAGCCAUCACCUUUGCCAUGGCUGCUGCCCUCAGAAUAGAGAAGAUACGGUUCGACCGACGCGAUGGGAUCGCGAAGCUCGUCGGAACUCUAGCCUGCGUCGGCGGCGCGACGAUCAUCACGUUGUACAAAGGUCCCUCCAUAUUCAGCCCGUCGCGCACGCUGAACGAAGCGACCCCGUCGUCCUCCGCGUCCACAAUGCUGUGGUUGGGUGAUGCCAAGGGGAAGAACUGGACGCUGGGCUGCCUCUUCCUCAUCGGUCACUGCUUGUCGUGGUCGGGGUGGCUAGUGCUCCAGGCGCCCGUGUUGAAGAAGUACCCUGCGAGGCUCUCGGUGACCUCGUACACGUGCUUCUUCGGAGUGAUCCAGUUCCUCAUCAUCGCCUCCUUCAUCGAGAGGGACGCCGAUGCUUGGAUCUUUCACUCCGGCGGCGAGCUCUUCACCAUCCUCUACGCGGGAUUUGUUGCUUCCGGCAUCGCCUUCGCUGUGCAGAUAUGGUGCAUUGACAGGGGCGGCCCUGUCUUCGUGGCCGUCUACCAGCCAGUCCAGACUCUGGUUGUUGCAAUCAUGGCGUCGAUUGCUUUGGGAGAGCAAUUCUACCUCGGCGGCAUUAUUGGUGCCGUGUUCAUCAUAGCUGGGCUGUACCUGGUGCUGUGGGGAAAGAGUGAAGAGCGAGCCUUCGCUGCUAAGGAGGCAGCCAUGGUUGUCUCCUCCACCUGCGACCAUGACGGCGUCAGACCCAUUGCUUCACCGAAAGCUUCCACCCUAACUCAGCCGCUGUUGCCCUCGCCACCCUCUGAGAACGUGUGAUCCAAACCGUAGACUAAUUGUAAUGCGAUAUUGCCAGGAGGAAGACUGGUGUUUGCUUGAAAGCAGAGUCGACGUAGAUGUGUUCAGCACGGUUGGUCUAUGUUUUCCUUGAUGAGAUUGAUGAGUGCCCUGUUUGAAGAAGCUACUAAGUUUGCUUUUGGUUUGUUUGCUGUCCAUCUUCCACUGUUUGUAUGGUAUAAACCUGUAGAACAGAAUCAGAGGAGCAUCUUUUGGGUAUCA
Musa acuminata AAA Group (dessert banana) is the source of this 1483-nucleotide messenger RNA. RefSeq names its product protein WALLS ARE THIN 1. Gene Ontology annotation, molecular function: transmembrane transporter activity. Gene Ontology annotation, cellular component: plasma membrane. The record is from RefSeq and is a predicted model, not a curated record. Lineage: Eukaryota; Viridiplantae; Streptophyta; Magnoliopsida; Zingiberales; Musaceae. Bases 80 to 1243 code for a protein of 387 amino acids. The transcript is spliced from 6 exons.